This is a messenger RNA of Chaetomium strumarium, 1683 nucleotides long. RefSeq lists its product as uncharacterized. The record is from RefSeq and is a predicted model, not a curated record. The transcript is spliced from 3 exons. The coding region runs from base 235 to 1518 and encodes 427 amino acids. Gene Ontology annotation, molecular function: Hsp70 protein binding. NCBI's taxonomy places the organism in Eukaryota, Fungi, Ascomycota, Sordariomycetes, Sordariales, Chaetomiaceae. Gene Ontology annotation, cellular component: cytoplasm. Gene Ontology annotation, biological process: protein refolding.
CCGCAGCCUUCGAUCGCGCGUGUAAGUGAACCCUUCACUUCACCCCAUCUCACGCCCUCGACCUGCCGCUCCGACGAGCCGUCCUCGCUCCUGCUUAUCGUCGCUCACACUAGACCUUUUGUACUUUUGGUUGGCCCAGACACUUGGCCAGGCGACAACCCAGUCCCAAGCAAUCGACAUCUGAGUCACAAGUGGACAGCCUGGCCAACGGCCGCGGCGCACCACCACAGCACCAUGAGGUUUUACAGGGCGAUCCUCCUGCCUCUUUUUGCCUUGGCGCAGUUGGCCUUUUGCGCCGAAGACUACUACAAGGUCCUCGGUCUCGACCGGCAAGCCACCGACAGACAGAUCAAGUCCGCCUACAGGCAAUUAAGCAAGAAAUACCACCCCGACAAGAACCCCAAUGACCCGACGGCGCACGAGAAGUUCGUCCAGGUGUCGGAAGCGUACGAGGCGCUCUCCGACGCCGAGUCCCGCCAGAUCUACGACCAGUACGGCCACGAGGGUCUGAAGCAGCGCAAACAGGGCGGCGGCUUCCAGACGCACGAUCCCUUCGACCUGUUCAGCCGCUUCUUCGGCGGCGGCGGCCACUUCGGCAACCAGCCGGGCCAGCGGCGGGGCCACAACGUCGAGGUGAAGGUGGCCAUCGCGCUGCGCGACUUCUACAACGGGAAGACGACCGAGUUCCACUGGGACAAGCAGCAGAUCUGCGAGGAGUGCGAGGGCACGGGCGCGGCCGACCGCGUGGUGCACACGUGCCACGCCUGCCACGGGCGCGGCGUGCGCAUGGUGCGGCAGCAGCUGGCGCCCGGGAUGAUCACGCAGGUGCAGAUGCAGUGUGACGCGUGUGGCGGGCGCGGCAAGACCAUCAAGCAGCCGUGCCCCGCGUGCCGCGGCGAGCGCGUGGUGCGCAAGCCGACGCCCGUGACGGUGACGGUGCAGCGCGGGAUGGCGGACGGGACGCGCAUCGCGUACGAGAACGAGGCGGACGAGAGCCCGGACUGGGUGGCGGGCGACCUGGUGGUGACGCUCGUGGAGAAGGAGCCGAGCCUGGAAGGGGACGGGGACGACACCAACACCAACCCGGACCACGUGGACGGCGCGUUCUUCCGGCGGAAGGGGGACGACCUGUUCUGGCGUGAGGUGCUCUCGCUGCGGGAGGCGCUGAUGGGCGACUGGACGCGGAACCUCACGCACCUGGACGGGCACGUGGUGCGGCUGGGCCGCCGGCGGGGCGAGGUGGUGCAGCCGAACCACGUCGACACGAUCCCCGGCGAGGGCAUGCCCAAGUGGCACGAGGAUGGCGACAGCGUGUACCACAAGACCGAGUUUGGCAACCUGUACGUCGAGUACGUCGUGGUACUGCCGGACCAGAUGGAGAGCGCCAUGGAGCAGGAGCUGUGGGCGCUGUUCCAGAAAUGGCGCGCGAAGAAGGGUGUGGACUUGCAUAAGGACAGCGGGAGACCUGAAAAGCCGGUUAUGCAUGAUGUGCAUGAGCAUGGGCAUGAGGAGUUAUGAUGGUAAAAAUAAACUGUGGAAAGGAUGUAGACUAGAGUCCUCAUAUAAACAAACCAUGCUACUGCCAUGGACAAAAUUUGGCCGUUUUGAAUAGAGAGCUUGAUAUCACGUAAAUUUUACCAGGAAUGAAAUAUGACAAAAGCAAACAAAUCAAACUACCUAUUU